CUCGGGCCUCCGACUUCCGGUUCCGCGGGCCUCUCUCGCUCGCGAUGGAGGAACCCGAGAUGCAGCUCAAGGGAAAGAAAGUCACAGACAAGUUCACUGAGAGCGUCUAUGUUCUGGCAAACGAACCGUCAGUGGCACUGUACCGGCUGCAGGAGCAUGUGCGCCGCUCACUGCCUGAGCUGGCCCAGCACAAGUCUGAUAUGCAGCGGUGGGAAGAGCAAAGCCAGGGAGCCAUCUACACAGUGGAAUAUGCCUGCAGCGCUGUGAAGAACCUGGUGGACAGCAGCAUCUACUUCCGCAGCGUGGAGGGCUUGCUCAAGCAGGCCAUCAGCAUCCGGGACCACAUGAAUGCCACCUCGCAGGGCCACAGCCCAGAGGACCCAGCCCCGCCCCCAGUGCCAGCCUUGACCAUGCCCCCAGCACGGCCAUGCCCUCCCUCAACUGAUGGACAUAUGGGGUCCCACGGCCUCCGCCCAGAGGGAACUGAGGCUCAAGAGGCAGCCAGCCUGGCUUCUUCCUGUCUGGACCCCUUCCCCACAGGUUGACCAUGGCUCAAGUCAGCCACUGGCCGAGGCUGGACCCUUGAACACUGCCACGGGGCCUGCAGAGUCCACACCUCCCUCCUUGUGCCACAAGCCCUGGGAUCCAGCCAUGGCAGACCAGCCCGGCCCUGUGCCCUGCAUGUACCCACACUGUGCCAGAGGCCUCUCUCCUGUCCUCCUGAGACAGCACCUGAGGACUGUGUCACCCCAAUGCAGAUGGAAGAAGUCUCAAGGGCCCUGCCUCCAAUGUGCUUGUGAUGCAGGGCCUGGUGGCCCUCUCUGCUUCUCCCGUUCUUCAUCUGUGAAGUGAAAUGAACACACUUGUACCUGUCUACCUACCCUGUUAUCUCGAGCUCCAGGGGUGAUGGGAGACCUUGGCUGGGCCAAUCAGAGCCUGGUGUUUCCCAGGUUACCGUAAGCCAAUGAGAAGGCUUCUCCAAGAAUUUUGAGCCCUGAGAAACUUUUCAGCUAUUGAUGUAGGUGGAUGGAUGGCCAAAUACCCGAGGGGUGGGGCAGGGGGAAUCUCAGGAGACCCUGGAUCCAGCCACACCUGUCACUGGAAAAUCUCCAUUCUUCAGGUUCAAAAGAUCUUUACAUGGUCCUUUCUGGCUAACAU
Perognathus longimembris pacificus (Pacific pocket mouse) is the source of this 1158-nucleotide messenger RNA. It is a transcript of the gene Borcs8, whose product is annotated as BLOC-1 related complex subunit 8. The transcript has 6 exons. Gene Ontology annotation, cellular component: BORC complex. The record is from RefSeq and is a predicted model, not a curated record. NCBI's taxonomy places the organism in Eukaryota, Metazoa, Chordata, Mammalia, Rodentia, Heteromyidae. Bases 45 to 545 code for a protein of 166 amino acids.